AUCUCUCUUGACAGCGGUUGGUGACAAGUGGCCUGAGGGACAGCAGAAUCACACAAACAGAGAUAUGAACAUGCACAGAAGCCACAUUUUGACAAGAUGGGAUGUGGUGAAUUACUGCGCUGUUGAAUGAAGGAAUGGUUUUAUCGUACCUCUAACACCUUCAUCUUCUGCUCGCUAACCAUGGGAACUGGAGAGGACAUGCAAGGAUGGACGGUAAGAAUGAGUGCAUCGAGUGUUUUGGCCAUGGCGACUGUCUUUUCCAUGAUUCCUGGCUGGGUGCUGAGUGAUAUGAGAGGUACCCCGGGUCUGGAAGCCCAACAACUGGCCCAGGGGUCCGCUCAUCUGCACCGUCGCCUGAAGAGAGGCUGGAUCUGGAAACAGCUGUUUGUCCCUGAGGAAGAUCCCACUCCUCGCGUUAUUGGCCAGCUGAAGUCUGACUAUGACCGUGGUGAAUUUUCCAUCAAGUACAUCUUAUCGGGGGAAGGCGCUGGAGAUGUGUUUGAGAUAGAUGAGUAUUCCGGCGAGAUCCGGACGCUGCAGAAGCUUGACCGCGAAGAAAAGGCCUACUACGUUCUCCAGGCCCAGGCUAUCAACAGGAGGUCCAAUGAACCGGUGGAGCCUCAGUCUGAGUUCAUCAUCAAGGUGCAGGACAUCAAUGACAACGUCCCACAGUUCCAGAACGAACCCUACGUGUCCAGCAUACCCGAAAUGUGUCCAACUGGGACCACGGUGACCCAGGUGACAGCCACAGAUGCUGACGAUCCCAUGUUCGGAAACAACGCCAAGCUCAUCUACUCCAUCCAACAGGGGGAGCCCUACUUCUCCGUGGAGGCGAAGACAGGCAUCAUUGUGACAUCCUGGCCCAAUAUGGACCGCGAGGCUCGAGAUCAGUACCUGGUGGUGGUGCAGGUGAAGGAUAUGCUGGGCCUCAGCGGCGGCUACACCUCCUCCACCACAGUCACCGUCAGCCUGACUGAUGUCAACGACAACGGGCCCACAUUCCAGCAUCACCUGUACACCUUUGCCGUCCCUGAAAAUGCAGCAGUGGGCACCAUGGUGGGCAGGAUCAUGGCAGAAGAUGGAGAUGUUGGUAUCAACGCCAGAAUGACCUACACGCUGGAGGAAGACCUGGAGGAGAGUGCCACAUUCACAAUUCAAACAGACCCCGUGACUCAGGAGGGGGUGAUUCUCCUGGCCAAGCCUCUGGACUAUGAGAGCAAGAGGCGAUUUGUUAUGGCGGCAGAGGCAGUCAACGACCACGUGGACACCCGUUUUCUGAGUUUUGACGAGUUCAGGGACAGGACCACACUCAAGAUUGUUGUUGAGGAUGUGGACGAGCCUCCUGUCUUCGUCGCCGCGGUCUACGAGUGGAAAGUUCCAGAGAACGCGGCGGUGGGAACGGUGGUUGGCAGCGUCAGCGCCAGAGACACUGACACAGUCAACAGCCCCAUCAGAUAUUCGAUUGACAAAAGCAGUGAUAUCACAAAAGCUUUCAAAAUAGACCUAAACAACGGAACCAUAACAGUUGCUAAACCUUUGGACCGGGAGACGUCAAACUGGCACAAUCUGACUGUUGCAGCCAAGGAAACAACACAGAACCAUUUAUCCUCCUCUGUGGCGGUGUUCAUCAAAGUGCUGGACAUAAACGACAAUGUGCCAAGGCUUGCAAGAGAUUACCAGCCAUAUAUCUGUGAGGGGACACAGGCGGGAGAACUUAUUCAGCUGCUCAGUGCUGUGGAUCCAGAUGACCCUGCCGAGGGACACCACUUUUACUUCUCUAUGGUCCCUGAGAAGCACAUCAAUCCAAACUUCACCAUCAGAGAUAAUCAAGAUAACACAGCUGGUAUUGUGGCACGCAGGAGUACCUUUACCCGCAAGGAUCGUACCCAGUACCUCCUGCCGGUGGUGGUGACAGACAGCGGGUCACCGGCCCUCUCCAGCACCAGCACUCUGACCAUCAGCGUAUGCAGCUGUCAUCCUGCUGGUCACUGCCCCACCGGUGGGGUGGAAGCCCUCGCCCUGUCGAUGGGAGUCAGCCUCCAAACCCUGCUAGGCAUACUGGUCUGUCUGGUCACACUCACAGUGCUGUCUAUUUUAAUGCUGAUGGUGAGGAGGCACACUCGGAAACAGCAGGAGGGGCUAGAGGAGGAGGUGAAGGAGCUGGAGUUGCCUGAGCGGGUGUCGCAGAAGGUUCUGCGUUAUGGAGAACCAGGGUCCGGAGGGGCUGACCUGGACUUCUGCCAGCCUGUGCCCAUGCGACCCCACCCUCGGAGGAGAGAAAGGAGACUCCGGAGGGAGGAUGUGGCCGCCAGUAUACGGAUGUCCCUCCGAGAGUCCCACCUUAUCGGCCCUGAGGACGAGGUCUUCCGACAGUUUAUCAUGGACAGGCUGGCGGAAGCCGACCAGGAUCCUUACGUCCCGCCAUUUGACUGCCUGAGAACCUAUGCUUAUGAGGGGUCAGGGUCUCCCACGGGGUCCCUGAGCUCACUGGAUUCAUGUACUUUUGAGCCUGACGUUGAGAAACCAGUUAGCAGCCCUAAACCCUACACAGUCAGACUCACACCGUGGUAUGGAGGAGGAGAGGAGGAGACCACUUUCUGAAGGACACCUCUAAUCCUAUGAACGGCCGUGGUCUUUGCAAGAUAGCCCACUUCUGUUCCUUUGCUGGUGAAGUAUCAAUAAUGGCCGAGAGAUGCAAAGCAAACACAUGCAUUUGUGAAAUCCACAGCUCUUAAUGGGAAAAUCCAUCCUUAAAAUUUUAAAGUCACAAUGAAAUGGCAUUUUGAGAGCCUCUUGCCUCCAUAAUUUGAUGCAUUUCCUGUUGAAACAGGAUGUUGGGGUGAGACUUCACACAGACAGUCAUCCUUCAAAAGUGCAAAACAAUUGGUGAUCACCUAGGAAGAGAGUUUUAAAAUGAGUUGCUUUUAUGGUAGAAUAUUUUGUUCACCCCUGCUAGUUAAGCAUGAUAUCACCAGUGCAGAUAUACUGUUUUCCAGGAGUUGGGCGUAAAUCAAUUAUUGUCAGUUAUUGUUAAAUAGGCAAAUAUUAUAACAUGGAAAAUUAGCUAACAAGUUGGAAAAAGUCUUGCCAUUUCAUUGUGACUUUAACAUGAUUCAAAAAUAGGUUAUGCAGUUUUGUUUGUUUGUUUGUUUGUUUUUGAGUGUAUUUUCUUACUCCCAUGGUCGACUUCAACAAGAAAUGCCCUAAAACUUGAAUUAAACGUAAGCUCCCAAUUAUUCCAAUGGAAAUAUUGGCUGGGUAUGGGUUCAUGUUUGGAUAAAUAAAUGGUAGUUUGUAAUAGAAGGUGGAUUACAUCAGAUAUUCAAAUCAUGCACAAUGCCACAGUUACGCGCCUGCAGAGUCUGGGCCUGAUAUUUGUAAUAACUUGAGAUAAAUAGCCUACAGAGGAGAAAAAGAGAAAGUUAGACUCGGGAGGCCUAUCUUUUGAUUAUUUUUUCUCGUUUAUGCUGAGCAAUAGGCCUAAUUUUGUGCAGAAGGAAAGAAACGUAGGUCUUGAAUAGACGCAGGUCCCAAAUAGAGGCCACUUGCAUUUGAUGUUUAAUACAAAUAAAAGCCAGGCUAAUAACUGAAGUUGUACGGUGUAUUAAAAUCAGGUUUUGGUGUGAGCCUCUCAAAAUCAAACACCAACUGCUUCUUUUUAGGCUUACUAUUUUUGCACUGAGCUACAUCAAUAAUACAAGGACAAAUCUUUUGAAAAAGAGGCUGAGAAACCAAUUUUUUUCAAUUACAGUGGUCUCAGUGGACCAGAAUGCAAUGCAGCCACAAGACGUGUUGCAUUGUAAAGGCCACAACUUUCAAUUUUUCUCGACUGGAAAAAAUUGCUCUCUUGCUCUCACUCUGUUAGCACUAGUGCUCUCUUGAACCACACGUACAAACCACAGCUGAAUGCAACAAGUUGCCACCUGUCCUCUGGGGGCUGUUGAAAGCCAUUUUGGAAAUGAUAGAAAUCAUGAACUCAAUAAGAAGUAGACGGGACAGGUUGAGGAAUAGUGAAUGUGCCAAAAAAAAAAAAAAAAAAAAAAAA
Messenger RNA from Myripristis murdjan (pinecone soldierfish), 4045 nucleotides. RefSeq names its product cadherin 19, type 2 (gene cdh19). The transcript has 12 exons. The record is from RefSeq and is a predicted model, not a curated record. Bases 127 to 2601 code for a protein of 824 amino acids. Gene Ontology annotation, biological process: cell-cell junction assembly; multicellular organism development; cell migration. Lineage: Eukaryota; Metazoa; Chordata; Actinopteri; Holocentriformes; Holocentridae. Gene Ontology annotation, cellular component: catenin complex; adherens junction; plasma membrane. Gene Ontology annotation, molecular function: cadherin binding; calcium ion binding; beta-catenin binding.